Molecule: messenger RNA, 1704 nt
Organism: Phalaenopsis equestris
Lineage: Eukaryota; Viridiplantae; Streptophyta; Magnoliopsida; Asparagales; Orchidaceae
Product: cytochrome P450 90A1-like
Exons: 6
Coding region: 32-1507 (491 amino acids)
Biological process (GO): multicellular organism development; sterol metabolic process; brassinosteroid homeostasis
Molecular function (GO): monooxygenase activity; oxidoreductase activity, acting on paired donors, with incorporation or reduction of molecular oxygen; iron ion binding
Source: RefSeq, a predicted model, not a curated record
CUCCCCCUCCCCCCCCCCUCUCACCCUCUCAAUGGCUUCAUCUUCCAUUCUACUCAUCUUCUCCUCCUUCCUUUUCCUCCCACUCCUCCUCAUCACCCUCCUCUUUCUUCUCCACCGCAGGAACCUCUCCCCCCACCUCCCACCAGGCACCACCGGCCUUCCUAUCCUCGGCGAGACCCUUCGCAUGAUCACCGCCUACCGUUCCGGCCACCCCGAACCCUUCGUCGACGACCGCGUUCGCCUUCACGGAGGCCGCCUCUUCACCACUCAUCUAUUCGGCGAGCUCACCGUCUUCUCCGCCGACCCUGAAUUCAACCGCCUCCUUCUCGCCGGCGAAGGACGCACCUUUGAAUCCAGCUAUCCUUCCUGCAUCUCCACUCUCCUCGGCCGCCGCUCUCUUUUGCUCAUGAAAGGCGCCCUUCACAAGCGCAUGCAUUCUCUCAUUCUCACCCGCUUCGCUUCACCCCAAGUCAUUCGCUCCUCUCUUCUCCCCAGCAUCGAUCAACUGAUUCGGCUUAAUCUCCGGUCAUGGGGCGGCGGUGUUUGGUUGCUUGAUCAGGCAAAGAAGGUGUCUUUCGAGAUGACGGUGGAGCAGACCAUGAGUGAGGGGCCGGGAGAGUGGACGGAGUAUCUCCGUCGACAUUAUAAUGCUCUUAUUGAUGGAUUCUUUUCUGUUCCUCUGUUCCCUUUCCUCCGCUUCACUACCAACGGAGAUAAAUGUCUCAUCUUUACACAAAAUUUUGCGCGGAAGAAGGUAGCUGAGGCGCUGAUGGAGCUGGUGAAGCGGAGGAAAGCGGAGAAGAUGAGGGAAACAGAAACAGAGGAUGAGGAGGUGAGCAGGAAGAAGGAUAUGGUGGACGAGCUGCUUGAGGCUGAUGAGGGUUUUACAGAGGAGGAGAUGGUGGAUUUCUUGCUUGCGUUGCUGGUGGCUGGACAUGAGACGACGCCGGUCUUGAUGACUCUCGCUGUCAAGUUUCUUACAGAUAACCCCUCCGCUCUUGCUCUCGUCAAGGAAGAGCAAGAGGAGAUCCGAGGGAGGAAGAAAGAUGAGCUUGAGGCUUUGGAUUGGAGCGAUUACAAGGCGAUGUCUUUUACACAGUGCGUCGUAAAUGAGACGCUGCGCGUCGCCAAUAUCAUUAGCGGCGUUUUCCGGCGAACCGUUGCUGAUGUUAAUUACAAAGGUUACAUAAUUCCAAAGGGAUGUAAGGUGUUUGCUUCUUUCCGAGCAGUGCACCUCGAUGAAAACUACUUCCAUGAUGCUCGUACCUUCAAUCCCUGGAGAUGGCUGUCACAGUGUGGCGAACCCCCAACCUUUGCCCCCUUUGGCGGUGGCCAGCGGCUAUGUCCCGGUUACGAGCUCGGACGUGUCGAGGUCUCUGUUUUUCUCCACUACCUCGUCACCUGCUUCAGCUGGGAAGUUGCAGAGAAGGAUAAGCUGGUAUUCUUCCCCACCACAAGAAUGCUAAAAGGGUACCCCAUCCAUGUGCAGUGCCAUGGAUCUCUUUGAUAUGAUGAUGAUGAUGAUGAUAACAUGCGUAGCAUUAAGCUUAUAGCUUAUUAUAUAUAAUUCGUUAAAAUAUGCUUAUAGUAAUGACCAUGAAUGUGGUUUAGAGACUGGAAGAGGUUUGUGGGUGAGAGAUUUCUUUGUUGUACCGUGUAGAGUUAAAAGUAUUCAGUUUUAAUGGUAUACUUUUGAUUUCCUCA